AUGAGUGACUUGGAUAGAGCGAUUGCGCAAUUGCGCGCAUGCCGACCAAUUCCAGAAGCACAAGUCCGAGAGCUAUGCCACAAAGCAAGAGAGCUGCUGAUCGAAGAAGGGAACGUUGUGACUGUGACAGCGCCAGUAACAAUAUGUGGAGACAUCCAUGGCCAAUUCCACGAUUUGAUGGAACUCUUCCGGGUCGGCGGUGAUGUUCCAGAUACGAACUACCUGUUCAUGGGCGAUUUCGUAGACCGCGGCUUCUACUCUCUCGAAACCUUCCUCCUCCUCUUGUGCCUCAAAGUCCGAUAUCCAGACCGAAUGACCCUGAUCCGAGGCAACCACGAGUCCAGACAGAUCACAACAGUAUACGGCUUCUAUGAUGAGUGUCUCAGGAAGUAUGGAAGUGCAAAUGUCUGGAGAUAUUGCUGUGAAGUCUUUGACUACCUGGCCCUAGGAGCUCUUGUUCUCGGAGCCUCCAGCAGCCUUGAGCCCUCGAAGCACAAGGUCGCCGGCCCACCAGGUUCAGGAGCUUCAGGGUUCAGCAGAGGGUCAACGGGAAAUCCCAGCGGGGCCAUACUUUGCGUUCAUGGAGGUCUUUCGCCAUUGAUCGACACGAUAGACAAGAUCCGAUUGUUGGACCGUAAGCAAGAAGUCCCGCAUGAAGGGGCCAUGUGUGAUCUCCUCUGGUCAGAUCCGGACGAGAUCGAUGGAUGGGGCUUGUCGCCACGAGGGGCAGGAUUUCUGUUCGGAGCCGAUAUCGUCAAAGUCUUCAAUCACACAAACAACCUCUCCAUGAUUGCACGAGCCCAUCAGUUGGUUAUGGAGGGUUUCAAGGAAAUGUUUGACAACAGUAUCGUAACGGUCUGGUCAGCUCCAAAUUACUGCUACAGAUGCGGCAACGUAGCUGCAAUCCUGGAGCUGGGCGAAGAUGGCACCGGCGACGGUAUCGUUCAACGAAGCAAUGGGGAUGUAAACAGGAGUGACGGUGGACUGAAGGAAAAGCAGAGGGUUCUGAUGAGUGGUCCAGCCAGAAGAUAUCGGGUCUUCCAGGCGGCUCCACAAGACUCGAGGGGCAUGCCAGCAAAGAAGCCUGUGGCUGAUUAUUUCCUUUAG
Drepanopeziza brunnea f. sp. 'multigermtubi' MB_m1 is the source of this 1107-nucleotide messenger RNA. Lineage: Eukaryota; Fungi; Ascomycota; Leotiomycetes; Helotiales; Drepanopezizaceae. The record is from RefSeq and is a predicted model, not a curated record.